Messenger RNA from Hipposideros armiger (great roundleaf bat), 4484 nucleotides. It is a transcript of the gene ZFYVE1, whose product is annotated as zinc finger FYVE-type containing 1. Gene Ontology annotation, cellular component: lipid droplet. NCBI's taxonomy places the organism in Eukaryota, Metazoa, Chordata, Mammalia, Chiroptera, Hipposideridae. Gene Ontology annotation, biological process: lipid droplet formation. The transcript has 12 exons. The coding region runs from base 679 to 3030 and encodes 783 amino acids. The record is from RefSeq and is a predicted model, not a curated record. Gene Ontology annotation, molecular function: phosphatidylinositol-3-phosphate binding; zinc ion binding; 1-phosphatidylinositol binding.
GUCGGGCUCCACCCCCUCCCGCUUCUCCCUCCCUGGGCUGCACCGCUCACGCCUUCCUGUUAGUCCGAGCUGGGAGAAGUUCACUCGGAUCAGCUGAUCCCAAUUGACAACAGGCGAGGAGGAAGCUCCGGAGGCAGCCGAAGAGGAGGGGGGCGGAGAUGGAGAUGAGGAUGGAUCCACCGGUGUCCUGAGGAUCAACCCCCGCCCCCACCGGCACCCCGCGGUCCCCCGACGCCUCUUGCCGCGGCCGAGCUGCUCCGUGGUGUUCCCUGAAAUACUGACCUGAGGUUGGAUCAUAUUGAAACGUUUCUGACCACUCUCUUUCAUUACCAAAACCUUGGGAUUGAGGCCCAAUUGAUGAGCCCAUCAGUGAACCCAUCAGAUCUCUCUCAGAUAGCCAUAAAAGACCCUUUCAAGUUAAUUUUAACCACAUAUUUGCCUGCACUUUAUGGAGGAUGAAACCAUCAAACCAAAUCAACGUUGCUGCUGAUACAGGAGUCUUGGAGGCUGAAAAUUAAAAAUUCUAACAUUUAUGAGUGUGUGAAGAAUUCUAAUAGGACACCGAAAGGUUUUUUUAUUUUUGUUUUGUAAGGUGUUCAGAACCCUGUGGUAUUUCUGUGCAGUCUUCAGACUCAAAGCCUUGGUCAUCACUCCUGGUGAAAGCCCGGUGACUGUUACAUGGUGGGUGAUUUCCUUCCCAACCUGAGUAUGAGUGCCCAGACUUCCCCAGCAGAGAAGGGGCUGAUGUGCCAGGAAAGUUACGCGUGCAGCGGCACUGACGAAGCUGUCUUUGAGUGUGAUGAGUGCUGCAGCUUGCAGUGUCUCCGCUGCGAGGAGGAGCUGCAUCGGCAGGAGCGCCUGAGAAACCAUGAGCGGAUAAGACUCAAACCUGGCCACAUCCCUUACUGUGACCCCUGCAAGGGCCCCAACGGGCAUUCUCCAGGUGUUAGGCAGAGGGCAGCUGUGAGGUGCCAGACCUGUAAAAUCAACUUGUGCCUGGAGUGCCAGAAGAGGACUCAUUCUGGGGGUAACAAAAGGAGACACCCCGUUACCGUGUAUCAUGUCACUAAGGCCCAAGAAUUACUAGAGGACGAAGAGAUGGAUGAGGAGACCAAGAGGAAGAAGAUGACUGAGAAGGUUGUGAGUUUCCUCCUCGUAGAUGAAAACGAAGAAAUUCAGGUAACGAAUGAAGAGGACUUUAUUAGGAAAUUGGACUGCAAACCUGAUCAGCAUCUGAAGGUAGUUUCCAUUUUUGGAAAUACUGGUGAUGGAAAGUCUCAUACCCUCAAUCACACUUUCUUUUAUGGCCGUGAAGUCUUCAAAACCUCCCCAGCCCAGGAGUCCUGUACCGUAGGAGUGUGGGCAGCGUAUGACCCAGUCCACAAAGUAGCAGUGAUAGACACGGAAGGGCUUUUGGGGGCUACGGUGAAUCUAAGCCAGAGAACACGGCUGCUGCUUAAGGUCCUGGCCAUCUCAGACCUCGUCAUCUAUCGAACUCAUGCCGACCGGCUGCAUAAUGACCUCUUCAAGUUCCUUGGGGACGCCUCAGAAGCUUACCUGAAGCACUUCACUAAGGAGCUCAAGGCUACCACUGCCCGCUGUGGCCUGGAUGUCCCCUUGUCCACCCUGGGCCCAGCUGUUGUAAUUUUCCAUGAGACUGUGCACACUCAGCUACUGGGCUCUGAUCAUCCCUCAGAUGUGCCGGAGAAGCUCAUCCAGGACCGGUUCCGGAAACUGGGCCGCUUCCCGGAAGCCUUCAGUUCCAUUCACUACAAGGGAACGAGGACUUACAACCCCCCCACAGACUUCUCUGGGCUUCGGCGUGCUUUGGAGCAGCAGCUCGAGAACAACACCACCCGUUCUCCCCGGCACCCAGGGGUCAUCUUCAAAGCCCUGAAGGCUCUGAGUGACCGCUUCAGCGGUGAGAUCCCCGAUGACCAGAUGGCACAUAGCUCCUUUUUCCCAGAUGAGUACUUCACCUGCUCCUCCUUGUGCCUCAGCUGUGGGGCUGGAUGUAGGAACAGCAUGAAUCAUGGGAAAGAAGGAGUACCUCAUGAAGCCAAGAGCCGCUGCAGCUACUCCCACCAGUAUGACAACCGCGUUUAUACCUGCAAGGCCUGCUAUGAGAGAGGCAAGGAAGUCAGCGUAGUGCCCAAGACAUCUGCUUCCACCGACUCCCCCUGGAUGGGUCUUGCAAAAUAUGCCUGGUCUGGGUAUGUGAUCGAAUGUCCUAACUGCGGAGUGGUCUAUCGUAGCCGGCAGUACUGGUUUGGGAACCAAGAUCCUGUGGAUACGGUGGUGCGGACAGAGAUUGUGCAUGUGUGGCCCGGAACUGAUGGAUUUCUGAAGGACAACAACAAUGCUGCCCAGCGCCUCUUGGAUGGGAUGAACUUCAUGGCUCAGUCGGUGUCUGAGCUUAGCCUUGGGCCCACCAAGGCUGUGACAUCCUGGCUGACAGACCAGAUCGCCCCCGCCUACUGGAGGCCAAACUCCCAGAUCCUGAGCUGCAGCAAGUGCGCUACAUCCUUUAAAGAUAACGACACCAAGCAUCACUGCCGGGCCUGUGGGGAGGGCUUCUGUGAUGGCUGCUCAUCUAAGACCCGGCCAGUGCCCGAACGGGGCUGGGGGCCUGCACCCGUGCGGGUGUGUGACAACUGCUAUGAUGCCAGAAAUGUCCAAUUAGAUGUUACCGAGGUACAGACAGACGAUGAAGGCGGGACGCUGAUUGCUCGGAAGGUGGGCGAGGCCGUGCAGAACACUCUGGGAGCUGUGGUGACAGCCAUUGACAUACCACUAGGUCUGGUAAAGGAUGCGGCAAGGCCGGCAUACUGGGUGCCUGACCACGAGAUCCUGCACUGCCACAACUGCCGAAAGGAGUUCAGCAUCAAGCUUUCCAAGCACCACUGCCGGGCCUGUGGACAGGGCUUCUGUGACGAGUGCUCCCAUGACCGCCGGGCUGUCCCUUCUCGAGGCUGGGACCAUCCUGUCCGAGUCUGCUUUAACUGCAAUAAAAAGCCCGGUGACCUUUAACCCCAGCUCCCUCUCCAAGUCCUUCACAAUUCCUUAGGUUCUCAGGGUUAGAAACAGAAGUCUCAUUGAGGUAGGCCCUCCCCCUGGUCACCUGUUGUGGUGUGUAUCCUCUCUGCUCAUCCUGGGGCACUUUCCCACGACGUGGGGUAGGGCAGAUGGCAAGCUGGGGUGAGCCUGGCGGCAGGCCCGAAGGCAUGAAUCCCUCAAGGCAGAGGACCGAGCAGCUCUUAGCGAAGGGGAAUGAACCCGAAUCCGUUGCAUUAAUUUGUUAAAAAUAAUAAAUUUAUACCCAUAUAGACACAUGAAAGGAACGUUGGAGUAUAUUUGGGCUGCUGCUGGUUGCGAAGACUUAACCACAAGUCUUUCCCUGGCGCAGGGACAAGGUGGUGGUGGCAGCAGAUCUUCCCCCCAAAAAAAGAGCCAGGUCCAAAGCCACUGUGUUGCUGGCCACCUUCUUUCCAAGCUUACAAAGCCCUCUUUUCCUUGCCUUUUCCCGUCAUGCCUCUUGGCCGCCCGGGGAAGUGAGCUUCCCAGGUGUUUGCUUGGAACCGCCUGAAGGGGAUCUACCUGGGCCCCCCAGAGCUGGAUCCCAAUUCUUGGCCUAUGCCUGUUUCAGUCAGAGACCACUCAACUUAGCGUGCAGGUCACCGGAGUGGGUGGCGAGUGAGGGGUGGGGUCCUCGGGCCUGAGAAGUCAGAGCGCAGUGAUGUGACAUCACCGUUCCUGGGGCAGGCUCGGAAGGAAACGCCCUCCCCCAGUCGUGUCUCCUGCUUAUUGCUGCUGCUGUCUGUGCAUCCACUCGGCUUUCCCAAGGCUGUACCCUGCUCCCGAAUACAGCACCGCUUCCCUCCCCUCCAACCUCCUCAAGCCCACCAUCUGCUUCUGAGUGUUGCACUAGGAUUUUUAUUGCUUAUUUUGAAGUGUCUUAAUUCUUUGUUCCCAGACACAUGACCCCUCUAGCUAUUGGAGGGGUGAUCAUGAGAAAUCUUCCAGGGAAACAGAGCACAGAAUGGACUGUUAGUUGUUUUUUGGGGUUUUUUUUUUUUUGAGUAUAUAUAAAUAUUUCAACAGAUCAUUAAGAAAAAAUUCUCUCUGGUCCUUGCAAGAGAAGUCAGAUGAACUUUGGUUUCUCAUCAAGAGCUGGGACACCCAUAUCUAUCAUGACUGGAAAGAGACUUGUACUGAAAUCCUGUCGUCAUGGUGGAUUUUAUCUUCAACGGCCAAAAACGAAGAAUUAGAAGCGACAUAGUUCCUGACUGAACUGGUGGGUGGGCCAAGCUUCGGGGAGGCACGUGGCAGACAUUCCUGGCAUGUGUCAGUGUGACCUGAGCCCUGGAAUGUGUUGGUUCUCAGAUGCCCCCGUACUGCCUCCUGUGGCCCAGUGACAGGCCCUACUCUAGUACUGUGUAUCAUCCAAUUUGCCAUCAUAAAGGAAUCUUCCUGCUGAACAUGGA